This is a messenger RNA of Drosophila nasuta, 4031 nucleotides long. RefSeq names its product exosome RNA helicase Mtr4 (gene Mtr4). Bases 157 to 3321 code for a protein of 1054 amino acids. Gene Ontology annotation, biological process: RNA catabolic process; maturation of 5.8S rRNA. Gene Ontology annotation, cellular component: nucleus. NCBI's taxonomy places the organism in Eukaryota, Metazoa, Arthropoda, Insecta, Diptera, Drosophilidae. The record is from RefSeq and is a predicted model, not a curated record. Gene Ontology annotation, molecular function: RNA binding; RNA helicase activity; ATP binding. The transcript has 2 exons.
AAUAUCUGCUCUAAUUUUCCUGUGGCACGACAAUUAUCGAUAUUUUGAAAACAUCGAUUGCAUUGAUGGUUCCUCAUCUCUAAUGUGGCAUUUCACAUGUUUUCAACGAGGCGAGCGAGUUCAGGAAGUGUUUUUUCGUGUUUAUAAUAAGACGCCAUGGACAUAGAUGAGCUAUUCGACUGUUUCGAUGAGGUGCCACCAGAGAGUAAGCUGGCGCCACUACCCUUUGCCGGUGCAAUGUCGACCACAGAAAACGAUGAAGAAGCCGGCGACAAAAAACCAAGCACUAGUAAAGCUUUAAAACGUGAAGCGACUUCAGAUGCAGCCUCAGACAAGCAGGCAGAUGAUGAAGAAGAGGAAAUAUCAACGAAACGCACACGAUCCGAUGACACAAAGGAGGGUGAGGGGAAUAGCUCAGAUGAGAAGGAUGAAAAAGUUGAGGAGAUGGAUGAUAACGCUAUUGAUGCGCUCCGGGUGCGCAUUACUACCCAUCAACUCGUAUCGCCCGAGUCGUGUACACAUGAGGUGGCCGCCCAUCCCGAUCACGAGUAUAUUCCACUUCAACCAUUCACCGGGGUGCCCGCCAAGCAAUAUCCCUUUGUUUUGGAUCCGUUCCAGAAACAGGCCAUUCUCUGCAUUGACAAUUCCCAGAGCGUGCUCGUGUCGGCGCAUACAUCGGCAGGCAAAACAGUGGUGGCGGAAUAUGCAAUUGCCAAAUCCCUGGCAGCCAAGCAGCGCGUCAUCUACACAACGCCCAUAAAGGCGCUGUCUAAUCAAAAGUUUCGUGAAUUCACCGACGAGUUUCAAGAUGUUGGUCUCGUCACUGGCGAUGUGACUAUCAACCCAUCGGCCUCCUGCCUGAUCAUGACAACAGAGAUUUUACGUAAUAUGCUGUAUCGCGGUAGCGAAGUUAUGCGUGAAGUAGGUUGGGUAAUCUUCGAUGAGAUUCACUAUAUGCGCGACAAGGAGCGCGGCGUUGUCUGGGAAGAGACGCUCAUUUUACUGCCCGACAAUGUGCGUUACGUCUUUCUCUCUGCCACCAUUCCGAAUGCCCGACAAUUCGCCGAAUGGGUUUGCCAUUUGCAUAAGCAGCCGUGUCACGUUGUCUACACGGACUAUCGACCGACCCCGUUGCAGCAUUAUAUAUUUCCAGCUGGCGGUGAUGGCAUCCAUUUGAUUGUUGACGAGAAGGGCCAGUUCAAGGAGGAUAAUUUCACCACAGCCAUGGCUGUGUUGGCCAAUGCAGGCGAAGCGGCCAAGGGUGAUCAGAAAGGACGCAAAGGUGGCAUCAAGGGUCAUAAUUCCGGUCAAACGAAUAUAUUCAAAAUUGUCAAAAUGAUCAUGGAACGCAACUUCGCCCCGGUCAUUAUCUUUUCGUUCAGCAAGAAGGAUUGCGAGAUUUAUGCUAUGCAAAUGGCUAAACUCGAUUUCAACACACUUGAUGAAAAGAAACUAGUGGAUGAGGUGUUCAACAAUGCCAUGGAUGUGCUCACCGAAGAGGAUCGUCGCCUGCCGCAGGUGGAGAAUGUGCUGCCAUUGCUGCGACGCGGCAUUGGCAUCCAUCACGGUGGAUUGCUGCCCAUUCUGAAGGAAACUAUUGAGAUUCUGUUCGGGGAAGGCCUAAUCAAGGCUCUCUUCGCCACUGAAACUUUUGCCAUGGGCUUGAACAUGCCGGCUCGUACAGUUUUGUUCACAGCGCCGCGCAAAUUUGAUGGCAAAGACUUUCGCUGGAUCAGCUCGGGCGAAUACAUUCAAAUGGCUGGACGAGCUGGUCGUCGUGGCCUUGAUGAUAAGGGUAUCGUUAUACUGAUGAUCGACGAAAAGGUUUCGCCCGUCGUCGGUCGAGAAAUAGUGCAAGGCAAGGCGGACACGUUGAAUUCGGCGUUCCAUUUGACCUAUAACAUGGUGUUGAAUCUUCUGCGCGUUGAGGAAAUAAAUCCCGAGUACAUGCUUGAGCGAAGUUUUUAUCAGUUCCAGAAUCAGGCUGCACUGCCAGGUCUCCACGACAAAGUGCAGGAAAAAACGAAGGAACUCAAUAAGCUAAGCAUCAAGGAUGAGCACAACAUCGCAUCGUAUCAUCACAUACGAGAUCAGCUCGAUAUAAACGGCAAGAAAUUCCGCGAGUGGCUCACAAAGCCACAGUAUAUAGCACCCUUCCUACAACCGGGUCGCUUGGUAAAAGUCUCGGCGAGCAAACAAGAGUACGACUGGGGCAUUGUAUUGAAUUACAAGAAGAAGGAGGAGCCAAAUCGUCGCAACCCCGUCAAAAAUGAUCCGGGGCUGGUUCUUGAUGUUCUGCUUCAUGUGAGCGAUGCAUCGGCUAAAACUGGCGAUACCGAGCCCUGUCCGCCAAACGAGCGCGGAAGCAUGGAGAUUGUGCCAGUUGCCAACACGCUUAUCACACAAAUCAGUUCCAUUCGCGUAUACUUUCCCAAUGAUUUGCGAACUGCCGAUAAUCGACGUGCGGUGCAAAAGACCAUUCAGGAGGCCAAGAAACGUUUUCCGCUGGGCCCGCCCGUGCUCAAUCCCAUCAACGAUAUGCACAUCAAGGAUCCAGAGUUCCGUAACAUUGUUGACACCAUUGCGCAGUUUGAGAAGCUACUCGAAGAGCAUCCGUUACACAAAUCCCCUGAGCUGGAGCGUCUUCACAAGCGAUACAUGAAUAAAUUGACAUUGCAGACGGAGCUGAGCGAUCUUAAGCAGGAAUUAAAGGCAGCACGUAGCCUGCUGCAAAUGGACGAGCUCAAGUAUCGUAAGCGUGUGCUACGACGCAUGGGCUACUGCAAGCCUGGAGAUGUAAUUGAGUUCAAGGGCCGCGUCGCCUGUGAGCUGAGCUCCGCUGACGAGCUACUGAUCACUGAGAUGAUCUUCAAUGGUGUAUUCAAUGAGCUUUCAGCGCCACAGGCAGUUGCACUACUCUCGUGCUUCGUAUGCGACGAGAAGUCGUCGGAGUCACCAAAGAGUGCUACUGAGUUGUCUGGCCCAUUGCGGGCGCUGCAGAAUCUGGCGAGGCGUAUUGCCAAGGUGUCCUCUGAGUGUAAGCUGCAAUUGGAUGAGGACAACUAUGUUGAUAAGUUCAAGCCCUUCCUCAUGGACGUUGUGCUUGCCUGGUGCAAGGGAUCCACGUUCCUCAGCGUCUGCAAGAUGACCGAUAUAUUUGAGGGCUCAAUUAUUAGGUGUAUGAGACGCCUGGAGGAGCUGCUGCGUCAACUGUGUCAGGCCUCAAAGACUAUUGGCAAUACAGAUUUGGAGAACAAAUUCUCCGAGGGCAUUCGCCUGUUAAAGCGUGACAUUGUGUUUGCCGCCUCACUCUAUCUAUAAGGUGUGCUCUAAUAUAAUUUGUUUAUAUAGUUAAGAAUAAAGAAGAACUUUAUUAACUAAUUAAUGUGAUGAGAACGAGGGACAUAAGACACGCAAAGCAUUAGCAUUAAAGGACAUUUUACAAAUGAAUUCAUAGACAUUGCAUUACGAAUACGUGUGUGUUUGAAUUAAUUAUAUAACUAAAUGAACUUAUGGUAAUGUUAAUGUAAGUGAAUUUUCUAUGUUUUCAUAAACAUGUAUAAAAUAGAUCGUAUAAUCUAUAUAUAUGAUAUAUACAUAAACAUAAACACACUUCACAUGAAAACAUAAGAAAUUAUUGGACGGUUCACACUGAUUUGUAUGGUCAUUGGUUCUAUAUAUGCGACACAUAAAACAUAUAUAAAUAUAUAGUCAUAUGAGUAACCUCACUUAAUGCUAGGGUAGAUCCACAAAAGGCACUUAUCUCUCAGUUUGAUGAGAAUUUCUAUAGCUGCGCAGAUUGGGUUGCUUUGUUUUAUUCAAAAGAAUGUUUGCUUAACUGCUUUUUGGAUUUUCUUAAGCCUACAGCAUUACAAUUAUAGCUUAUUGUAGAUUUAUGUACAUUGAAAUGCGACUCCUCGAUUUAAGGGUUCAGCAAUUCUCUGGAAUGUCAUUGAUAUGGAUUCGUAUUCGUUGGGUUGUCGAACUUAAUAAAUAAUAUAGAAAAAAAUAUUUAAAGAAAAUAAAAUACA